Messenger RNA from Penaeus indicus, 1741 nucleotides. RefSeq names its product protein pangolin-like. NCBI's taxonomy places the organism in Eukaryota, Metazoa, Arthropoda, Malacostraca, Decapoda, Penaeidae. The record is from RefSeq and is a predicted model, not a curated record. The coding region runs from base 187 to 1215 and encodes 342 amino acids. The transcript has 4 exons.
UGCCUCCGAAGACCCCCACCCCCCAAGAGCCACAAUUUUUGCCUGUUUUAUUACGAAGUUUCACCUACAUGAAUAAAGUCAGAAACCCCAUAUGAGACAUUUUACUGUGCAGAUGACGCAGAAGAGUAUGUUCGUGCUGUUACGCCACAGAUUAAAAGCAGCCUUCAGCCUAAUGGCAAAUCAAAGAUGAACACAGAUGAUUUUCUUCAGAAUAUAACAUACAGCACCUACAUUCCCCCCAAAAUGAGAGAGGAAGAACCAUAUGAACAUCCAGUUCCACGCCCUAGCUCACCAACGUGUGACCAGACAGAAGAUCAGGAACCGUAUGAGAAAAAUGUUCUGAAGUCCUGCUGGAAUAGUUUACAGUCUUUGUCUCAUGAAAGUCCUGUCAGGGGAGGAAUGACAAGCGGUCCCAGUACUGAUAUAGAUUCAAGCAUUGAAACUUUGAGUGUUCUGCAAUCUGAGAGGGACCUGGUAAAUGUGAAGCAAGACUAUCAGGUAGCAUUAGAAGAACAGGACCCUUUAAGAGUCAUUGAUGAUAAUAUACCAAAGCAAAUAUCAUUGGAUGCUUAUCAGACCAAUCCUAGCCAUCAAAGCACAUCAUCUGCAUUUGCUUCACGGGAAAUCAAACAAUCAGAAAACAUCUAUAGUUAUGUAAACCAGAGAAUUAAUAACAGUGAUGAUGACACUCAAAGAGUCAAGCCAGAUACUCCAUCUCAGGUGCCAGCUUCUCCAAAAGUUACAAAUUUGUUAAAGUACGUUGACAUGAGGGUAAAUGAGAAAGAUGCUACAAUGACUCCUGGUGUUGCACAUGUGGAAAAACAAGAUGCAGACAGUUUCAAAACAGAGGAGCUGCUGUGCCCACUAGAGAAGAAACUACGUCGUCCAGUUAACAGUAUAAAGCGGCCCAUGAACAAGUACAUGUUGUUCCAAAAUAGUAUGAGACCUAAGCUGACAUUACUGUAUCCUGGGGAAUCUAGUCAAAACAUCACGCAGCGUCUCGGGAAAAUGUGGAAGGACCUUCCGGAAACUGAAAAAGCCGAGUGGAAAGGUAAAGCUGAGAGCCUUAAAGAAGAACACAAGCGGUUGCAUCCCGAUUACAGCUACAACCCCAAGAUGGCAGCACAGCUCAAGAGAGAAUACUCCAGGGCUCGCAUGGAGCGUCGCAAUCUAUAUCGAAUCCACACAUAUCCAGACACUGACGAUAAUAGUUAAACUUUACCAUCAUUAGCUAAGAAAUUGAGCAUAAUAAGCUUUGCAUUAUAUUCUUUACACGGUAUUUUGAUACAUUUCCUUGAAUUAAGCAAAUGGUUGUUUGUCACAAUAGGCUGUCGUAGCAUAAGGCUGAUAUCUCUUUGUGUAUAAUCUGAGGCGUUUGUCAAAUAUAAAUAGGUUUCGCGUCUGUGAAUUUUCAAAGCAUCACUAAAUAUAAAACAGAAUUACAGACACAUUUCUCUUUGGACUAUAAUCGGCUCGUAAAAAAAAAAGAAAAAAAAAAAAAAAAAACAGUAUAAUAAUGGAAAGCAUUGACAACUCUUACAUAAUGCCGAGACUGAAAUUAGCACAUUAUCAAACAAAUGCUCAAUACAAAAGAUGGAAAUACAAUGUGGAAAAAAUGUAACCCCGCAGAUGAUAAUGUUGCUGUUCCUGAUGACCUCAUGGCAUACUCGUCUACCGCCCGAUACUUCUUGUGCCUGUGCCUCAUCUAUGAAAUUGUUAGUAAUAAAUUAGUAUGACUUCU